Messenger RNA from Porites evermanni, 2339 nucleotides. The record is from the annotation of a GenBank genome assembly. Lineage: Eukaryota; Metazoa; Cnidaria; Anthozoa; Scleractinia; Poritidae.
AUGGUACUUCAACAGUGUCUUGCGUGUAAUACCUUGGUGAGUGUAAUUAUUGAUGACAAAUACGUUCUUUCUGGUUUUUUGUCGAUGGCUUGAACUGAAUUUUACUUCUGCACAAUUUGCAAAUCAACUGUCGGUGUGAGUAGGAAUCUGUUUUGGACCACAUACACAGUAUAGCACCCAGGAAAAAUCAUUUUCCUCUGAAGUACAAGAAAGUCUGUCUAAUUUCGGAAGUUUCUUCUUUUUAAUCUAGCCUUUUAAAAUCACCAGGCAAGUGGCUCUGUUGCAAAACUGCAGAGAUAGAAUUUUGUGUUUAUUUGGAAAGCCCUGAGUCAUGCAUGCAUCGCGACCUGCGACGGUCCGGGAGACGGAAUGUGUCUGCUCUGUCUUCCACUUUUUCUAAGAAAUAAUGUUUGUAGUAAAGCGAGUUUAUAUUUGUGUCUCGUCAAAAUAGUUUGCAAAACAGAAAAUGUGCUGUCCGAUUAAUCAUAAUUUUAGCUGUGCUUAUUCAGUUCAUUUUACUAACUCAGCAAUGUCACUGCAAUGUUGUUUUACUUCUCCGGCUGGUUAAUGAAGGUAUCGACAACUCAAUAUAAUAUUUUCCGGCCCGGAGGGCAAGUUAAGUGGAUUUUUCGCUACAAAUUAUUACUUUAGAAGACUGGGUUAUCACUAUAAAUUUACGCUAGCUAUCCAUGACUCAUGAUUUUUUUUUUAAAUUAAUACAUUUUCAUUCUUAUUUAAGGCUUUAUUGCAAUAAAUCAAAACGAUUCUGUUCGAUGUCCCUACUUUAUAUUGAGACAUAACCCUGUUGACAAUUCUUUAUUUUUAGAUGACUGCCUCAUCAAAAGCGUGUGUCUGCGGCCACGUUUUGAAAGAAGCGAGUCGUUUUAUCGGUGGAAAAAGAUUUUCAGGUACGAAACCAACGUUCUGAUUCUGAAUUUUUCGCAACUUUAACCCAGUGUGCACCAGUCCGCACACGUGUACCUAAAAAAUGUCGAAGAUACGUAACAACCAAAAAAAAAAUAGUCAAACAAAGCAAAGGAACGAAAGGUAAUUAUGGGAUAGCUCAUAAAGGAUUUAACUACCUAUUCAAGAGCAUAGUCAAGAUAGAUGAUUACCUCGCCAUACUGAUAAAGAGAAAAAAUUUAAUCAAGUCACCCGCAAAGACAACCAGUCAUUGGGAGACGUGGAGGGAUGUGUUAGAAAACUGUACAUUUCCCCCUUGUUCAUCAGUUAUAUUUCUCGGGUAAAGAAAGUUUCAGUAAAGUGAAGUAAGUUAUCUCUAAUUUCGUACCCAGAUCUCACUCUGUUUUACUUUCCCUUGGCCUUGGGAGAUCUGGGUACGAGAUUAAGUUAUCUCGCCAUCAUAGGUUGCUUUUAAAGUAAUUUUGUUCUGUUUGCUUUUACAGAAUACCGAGCCAAAUUAUAUUCUCGUUUAGAGACAGAAAACUUGAGAAAAGAAGGGCGAAGAAAUAAGCCACGAAAGCCGGAGGUCGCCUGAAGGUAAAGGACCCGUUCGGAUCGUGUUCCGUUGGAUUCAAUCAUUUUCUGUUUUUUGGAUUGAUUUGAUUUGCUCGCUUUCAGUUGGAAAAAAACGGUUUGUGGUUUUUGAUUGCAUGAUCAACUUCUUUGACCAGUUCAGAACAUGGAUGAUCGGGGAAAAGCUAAACUGUUAGUAGGCAUCGUGUUUUAGUCGUCAUUAGUUUGGCGCGUGAAUUGUGCGCUUGUGCGACUAGCCGGCCGUGGUAGGCCCAAAUCCCCUUUCCCUCACCUCCCUGAUAUUCCCUUUCGAAUGCCUGUCACGCAGGCUAGUGUGUGACGAUAGAUAGUCAGUCUCAACCAUAUUUCAAAGAAAAACAGAUGAUACUAAGAGUUUCUAUUGGAACAACCUCAAACCCGUCUUUAGUUAAAACUGUUAAUCCCAGGUAGUUUGCCGCUCAUUGGUGCGUUCGCCAUACAAAACAACUAGGCAGGCUAGACUGAGUUAAUACAGAUUUUCCACGUUUAUUACAAUUGUAGAUACGAAACGUGAACGGCAGUCAGCAGAUGGAGUAAAAAAUAUAGAGGAAUAAAAACUCAGACUAACAAUGCUUUUCUUUUGUUUCUAGAACCGAUUUGCAGUAAACCACACCUCAGUAAAGAGGAACAGAAAGCCCAUAAGAAAACGAUUCUCUUGCUUACGAACAAAUCCAGUGUCCUCUCAGCUGGGAAAGGGCUGUUCAAAUAUGGUACCGACAGAGCUAUUGAGUAGAUUGCCAAACGCCCUCCGGGAAAUAAACCGAAAGAUAGCAGCACAGAACUUCAUUUGGCUGGAAUUGCAAAUUGAGAAGAAAAUCAGUUAG